AUGACUGCUGUUCAAGGACAACCUGCCGGCGCUUCAACAAUGACAGCUGUUCCUGGUGGUGGUGCUCCAUCUGCUAUGACUGCUGUGGCGGCACCUCCUGGCGGAGCUUCUACAAUGACAGCUUUGAAGCCUGCUUCAACAAUGACGGCGUUGGGAGCUCCAGCUGGAGCUUCAACAAUGACAGCUCUUCCUGGUGGUGGCGCUCCGUCUGCCAUGACUGCUGUAGCAGCUCCCCCUGGCGGUGCUUCAACGAUGACAGCUGUACCUGGUGGUGGCGCUCCAUCUGCAAUGACUGCUGUAGCAGCACCUCCUGGCGGAGCUUCUACCAUGACUGCUUUGAAACCCACUUCAACAAUGACGGCACUGGGAGCACCGGCUGGAGCAUCAACAAUGACAGCUGUUCCUGGUGGUGGCGCUCCAUCUGCUAUGACUGCUGUAGCAGCUCCUAAUGGCGGA
This is a messenger RNA of Ostertagia ostertagi, 456 nucleotides long. The record is from the annotation of a GenBank genome assembly. NCBI's taxonomy places the organism in Eukaryota, Metazoa, Nematoda, Chromadorea, Rhabditida, Trichostrongylidae.